CCUAGAUGCCACAGCCAGUGAGUAGUAUUACAGCCAGCACCGAUCUCCUGUUAUCUUUCCUUGAAACACUGCACUGGCGUACAGGGAUUAUGCUGAUCUCGAUCGAGAUGUGUUUUUGCAUGCUUAAGUCGCAUUUCAGGCGUUAACAGGCUCGAUCCGGGUUGCGAUUCAACCUACAGGAAGACAGAUUUCACCUCCAUGGAGCUCAACAUACGGCGUUUUGUUCCUCAGUUUGAUUGUUUUGGUCAAAAGGGGCUGAGUCACGUUACUUCCUGGUUUAAGCGCACUGAGGGGCUGGAGUGACUGCGUGGCUAAAAGAGAGCGAGAGAGAAAAAAAUAGCUGACACGUGGAUUAGCAGUAAUCAGGAAAAGCGAGAAUUACUCGUCCGGCAUCUCAGGCAGCAGAUGAAACUGUCCAAGUGUAUGUUUUUGCGCUCCACGACUCAAGAGAGGCUGAGAAGCCAUUCAGAGAUGAUGUUAGUGCGAUAUAAACGCGAGCCACAGACUACUUUAACGCCUUUUUGUCUUCUCGCACUGACGAACUGAACUCGACACACCUCAGGAAGAAAGGCUCACCUCAUACAUAGGCACAAGGGCAACUUCUUGUUGAAUGGCAAUUCUACAAAAACAUGGCAAGAACUCCAGUCCAGACCUGGCCAGUGUUAAAGACAGUCCGGCGGAUAAUUUCGAAGGAGUUGGACAUCAGAAAAAGUGGCCCGAGUCAAGUCAGAACUGGUCCAGGCCGGUAGCGCGGAUAUGGACAGUGGUGCUGCUGUUGGGAACAUGUCUGCUGUACUGCGCCCGCGUGGCCAUGCCCAUCUGUGCCGUGAGCAUGGCAGAGCGCUUCAGCUGGUCCAAGAGGGAGUCAGGCAUGGUGCUGGGCAGCUUCUUCUGGGGCUACUGCUUCACUCAGGUCCUCGGUGGCUACAUCAGUGACAGGGUGGGAGGAGAAAAAGUGAUGUUGCUGUCAGCUACAGCAUGGGGAGCCAUGACAGCAUUCACGCCCAUCCUGGCCCACUUCUGCUCGCAGCCCAUCGUCUCCAUGACCGUGUCCCGCUUCCUCAUGGGCCUCCUGCAGGGUGUUCACUACCCGUCUCUGGCUAGUCUGUGCUCUCAGAAAGUGGUGGAGAGUGAGCGCGGUUUCCUCAUGAGCACUGUAGGGAGUGGCUCGUAUCUGGGGACGUUGGUGAUUGGAGGAGUAGGCUCGCUCAUGCUGGAUCUGUAUGGCUGGGAGAGUGUGUUCUACGUCUCCGGCCUCCUGUCAGUUCUUUGGGCCUACUGUAUGUGGAAAUACCUGCUCAAAGGAGAAGGUCCCAUCAUUACACUGGAAUCACUGGGCAGCGCUGGAACUCAGUCCAAACUGUCCCGAAGAAACUGGCUGCGUCUCUUCAGACAACCAGCUGUGUGUGCGGUCAUUAUUACACACCUGUGCACCGCUAGCACCUUCUUCACCCUGUUGUCAUGGCUGCCGACUUUUUUCAAGGACACCUUCCCUGAUUCCAAGGGUUGGAUAUUUAAUGUGAUCCCAUGGCUUGUGGCCAUUCCCUCCUCACUAUUCAGUGGCUGCCUGUCUGAUCACCUCAUCAGUCAGGGGUUUGAUAUUGCUUCAGUGAGAAAGUUAAUGCAGUUCUUUUCUAUGGGAGUAUCCAGUGUGUUCACACUGUGUCUAUGUGGCACCACUACGUUCCCCAUGGCUGUGGCCUUUGUGUCUGCUACUAUGGGCCUGACCACCUUCAGUCACAGUGGCGUAUCCGUUAAUGUUCAGGAUCUUGCACCAUCCUGUGCCGGUGCUCUAUUUGGUGUGAUGAACACUUGUGGUGCAUUUUCAGGGGUGAUCAUGGUGUAUUUCUCGGGCUAUCUGAUCGAGACCACAGGGUCGUGGGCGUCGGUUUUCGCCCUCAUCACCGUAGUGAACCUCUUGGGAUUAGGAAUGUUCCUGACGUAUGCCGAGGCACGCAGGGUCGACAUCGAAGCCAUGAAGGGACGCUAUCACAACAUACAUAUCUGAGCAAACAGAAACUGAACAAAAUCCGUUUUAAAGGACGUGUCCUGCAGACUGAGACACUACGGAUUUUGGAAGGACAGUCUGCACUAGAAUUUCCAUCCCCACUGUCACCCCUUUGGCGGGAUCCGGCAGCAGUUUGGCUUUAUAGGUUCAGAAGCCAGCUCCACCAGUAUUUCAGUAUUAGCUUUUCUUCUCCAGUGUCUCACAGUUCUGAUGGGACAAGUUACUGAAAAUACGAAGAUGGCUGUAGUAGUGUAGCCUAAUAUGAAGUAAAGUAAUAUACAAAGACUGAAAACUAAAUAUAAUGACUACACAUUUUGUUGAGUGUAAAGAUGCGUAGCCUUUGUCUUCUGUUUCAUUCAUUCCAUCAUCCGUUCUGUAAUUGUUGUUGAGCAGCUUGGCUUGACAAAACUCAGGCAUCAUCAUCAUUGCGAUCAUUAAUGAUCAUUAUUGUCUAUGGAGGAUUUUUUUUUCCACCAUGUUUUCCAUUGCUCUUGCUUACCAUUUGCAUCCAUUUUCAUUUAAUUCAGUGGAUGAAGACUAAAGGCCAAAGAUAAACAAAGUUGUUGAUAAUUUUUCAAUUCAUAUCAUAUUAUGAAUAUUGCAUGAUGUCCAGACCCUAAAUCAUUCCCAUGUUUAACAUUUCAUGAUACACAUCUCAUGCUUUGUUCUUCAAUCAAGUACCAAAGCCUUUACAAGCUGCUUUUGCGAGGUAGUUGAUGUUUGCAACAAAGUUGAGCACUUACCGAUGAGGUUUGAUGUUUCUAGGAAAGAAGCAGCUCUCCCUAGCCUUAUAGCACUGUGUGGAUAGAGAGACAGAGUUGUUCUAGUAGGACAGGAAGUGAGGUUACAGUUAAGGAAAAGUGGCAACAAGUGAACAGUGGAUGUUUUAACAGUAAUCUUCAAGGAACCUCUUUCUCUUUUCUCCUGUGGUUAACAAUGAUUUAUAUCUUACAAGUAUUUAUUUGGCAGACUCUAUCAUCCAAAGUGGUUUAAGAAUAGGCAGAGUACAAACAAAGUACAGAGCUGAGCACUGUGAAGUGUCUUGGUCAGCGGUCCAACAGUGUUUCGGUGGAAUUCUGGGAAUUCAAACUCUCAAACUUUUGGCCACUAGCACAGAGCCACCACUUUCCACUGUCGCUGUUAAAUGUGCAUUUGUUUGUUGGAAGAAAGAAAGUCUUUGGACAGUAUGGACAAUAUAGAUUUUGAAAAAUCUUUAUUGUAAGAACUGUGAAUGUUAACUUCCUUUAGUAAUGACGUCGUUUUUCAAAUGGUUUAGACCAAAUAUAUUUUGUAUUCCAGUCAAAUGUAUUUAUUAUUGUGGUUAGCAGCAGAUCUUUAUAUAUAUAUAUCAAGAACUGUCAAGUGAAUUGCUUCUGUCUACAUGUGUCUGAUCAUUUUAAUGACGCUUUAAGUGACACUUUACUUUAAAAUAUCUGACACGGUAACUAAAGACAUGAAGCUGAGUUCUUAUCCACACCAUCACCAUUUCAAUGAAAUAGUUGUAGCUUGUUUAUUAUAUACUUUUAUAUAUAAUAAUUAUCUAUGAUAAUAUGUUAUACCGUUAUUUCUUCCUUUUUUCAUUUAAAAAAAUAAGUCUGAUCAAGGAAGCAUUCAUGUGGGGCUUUAGUUACCGAGUUUGGCUGUUUUAGGGUGAAAUAUCACUUGAAGUAGCUUGAAGCUGUUUAUUUAUUCUGUUCCUUGAGGCCUGUAGUGAGAUUAUGGCAGCAACAUUUUUUUAUACAGUUUUCUAGCAUGUGUUUGUCUAAUGUGGAAAAAGCACCUUAACAGCAACUUUGCUUAGUUUCUUGGUCAGAAAACCUGACUGAGUGAUUUAAGUAGAGAACUAGGAGAAGAGCUAGAAAUUCAUUUAAUCAGAUAUGCAUAAUAAUCUAAACUGAAAAAGUUCCUGAAAAGCAUCUUCUUGCUGCACCAUGCCUUAUUGUGCUAAGCUGAUUCCCAUCAAGAAAAAGCUUAAUUUUUUUUUUU
Molecule: messenger RNA, 3994 nt
Organism: Pangasianodon hypophthalmus (striped catfish)
Lineage: Eukaryota; Metazoa; Chordata; Actinopteri; Siluriformes; Pangasiidae
Gene: slc17a9b
Product: solute carrier family 17 member 9b
Exons: 13
Coding region: 611-2008 (465 amino acids)
Biological process (GO): transmembrane transport
Cellular component (GO): membrane
Molecular function (GO): transmembrane transporter activity
Source: RefSeq, a predicted model, not a curated record